Antechinus flavipes (yellow-footed antechinus) is the source of this 3601-nucleotide messenger RNA. RefSeq names its product poly(ADP-ribose) polymerase family member 10 (gene PARP10). NCBI's taxonomy places the organism in Eukaryota, Metazoa, Chordata, Mammalia, Dasyuromorphia, Dasyuridae. Gene Ontology annotation, cellular component: nucleus; cytoplasm. The record is from RefSeq and is a predicted model, not a curated record. Gene Ontology annotation, biological process: negative regulation of gene expression. Gene Ontology annotation, molecular function: NAD+ poly-ADP-ribosyltransferase activity; transcription corepressor activity.
UAUAUGAGACCCGGCUCAGCCCGGCCGGGGAACUUGUGGCCAAAAUUCUUGCUUUUGGUUUCGUUUCUUUGUAAGAAGAAAGAGGCGGCUCUAAUUCCCCGGGAGCUCUCCGGGGCGCUGCAUCGGGGCCGGGCGCAGAAGCUCGGAGCAUGAGUGAGAGGGCGUCCGGGGCGCUGGUGCAGCUCCAAGGGCUGCCCCACGCCGCGUCUGAUGAGUUCAUCACCUUGUACUUUGAGAACAGGCGGCGCUCGGGGGGCGGUCCUCUGCGAGGCUGGCAGCGGCUGGACAGCGGCGGGAUCCUCACCUUCCAAAAGCCGGAGGAUGCUCAGCGAGUCCUGGCCCAGGCUGGCCACGUGCUGCAGGGCACGGCUGUGAGUGGGGCACCUUCUCCACGAGCUCCCCAGCGUCUGCUGCUCUUGGGUCUAAAGCCGGGCACGACCCCGGAGCUCCUGGAGCUGUAUGUGGAGAGUCUCUUAAGCGCCCAGGGGGAGUGUCAGGCCUUCGCCUGUCCCCGACCAGACCGGGCCCUGGUACAGUUACCCACGCCUCUCUCGGAGGCAGAGAUCUGGGCUACUAGAUGCAGGGGGAAAACACUGGACCGCGCAACGCUGGCGCUAGCCUGGGUUCGGACUCGAGCUGUGAGGGUUGUGGGGAGGGAUCAGUCCCCAGCUCCUCUGCUGCUUCAGCUCUACCUGGAGAACGAAGGCCACAGUGGGGGCGGUGCCCUGGAGGGGCCGCGGAUAUUACCCGGGGCCCUGGGAACGGUUGCGACCUUCCAGCAGUGGGAGGUAGCCUAGUGAGUGUUGAGUCGCUAUCACCGCCUUUGCGGAUAUGAUGUUUUGGAUUCUGAGCUUGACCAUGAGCCUAAAGCCGAGGAAAGAGUGAUACCAGCCUUAGGAAAAAUGAUUUUCACUGAGACACCAGGAGAGAAAGUGCCCAGAGAGACCUUUGGGGAAAGUGCCUGUGGAGAGAGGGUUAUGCUACCUGUGGAGCGUGUCAAAGAGACAGUUUCUUUGAAGGAGUUGGUGACUGUGGAGAGACCAGGGGCAAUAGAACCCUUGGGGUGCAUAGUGCCCGAGGAAACGGUGCCAGUGGAGAAAUCAAGAGAGCCAUUAGGUGACCCCGUGCCCAAGAAGGUGGUGCCCGUGGAGAUCCUGGUGCCCAUGGAGCCAGGCGCCCUGCGAUUUUUGCAACUCUAUUACCAGGAGUUUCUCGCUAGCCUUGAGGAAGUGAUCCUCUGCCCAAUACAUGGCCCAAAGGUCACUGGCUUUCAGGUCAGUAGAGCACUGGAGCCAUGCCAGGCUGUCAAAGAUUUCCUACAUCUUCUGGGCAGCAUUGGGUCCCAUGUGCUACCUCUGAAACGUCCAGGCAGCCUCUGCUUCCUGCUGGGCACUGAGGGCCAAGAGCUUCUCAGAGCCCUGGAGACCCAGUUCCAUUGCAUCCUCAUAGUGGAGCAGCAGGUGAUGAUGGCCCUUGAUGCAGACCCUGCGGAGGUACCCCUUUCCCCCUCCCCUCUAAGCCCAGCCUCUGAUGUCUAAGCUGCUUGCCCUCUCUUGCCAACCUUCCUGUCUCAGAUCUUACUCCCAUUCCAACCCUCCAAGCUUGGGAAGUUUCUGGACACUCAGAAGCUUCUGGAUGAAGAAUGGCUUACUCUGGCGAUGGAGGAAGGGGUGGCAGCUCCUGGCAGACCCGAGGAGUUACUGAAGGAGGAGGAGGCCGCCCUUCAGGUGGCCCUGCACCACGGUCUGGAGGAGGAGACCAGGACUCUAAAGCAGGCGCUGAUGCUCUUCCUCCUGAAUGACGCCGAGGACAGCCAUGGCUCUGCCAGUAAUGGAAAGCUUGUGGCACAUGUCUCCCUGGACCAGGACCCCGGGGCUGGCCCGGCUUUGGAGACCGCUCUCAGGGAACAGCUACGAGAGGAGAGGGUGACGGGUGUGGGCCAGGACUUACCCCCUGCACUCUGGUCCUGCCUGGAGAAGCACCACGAUGUGACUAUUGCCCUGCAAGGAAACUGUGCUGUCUUAAGUGGCUACGGUCGCCAGCCUUCCUGUGCUUCCAGUCACCUCCGAGAACUGAUGGCUGAUCCUCGGAGCCAGAGCCACACAUCCGCUCCAGGACCUGUCGGAGCACAAGCAGUGCCUCUAGAGCUGGACUGCCUGGCAGAAAGCAGCAAGGAAUUCCAGGAGACAGUUCAAGCUUUUUGCAGCACUUUGGACAACCUCUGCAACAAGAUUCACAUCAUCAAGAUUGAGAGGGUGUCUCUUCCCCUGCUCCAUCAGUAUGAGCUCCAUAAAAAGAAGCUGGCCCAGUCAUGUCCCCAGCACCCUGCUGAACAAAUCCUGUUUCAUGGGACCUCUUGGCAAGCUGUGCCUGAUAUCUGCAGCCACGGCUUCAACCGAAAUUUCUGUGGCCGCAAUGCUACUCUCGAUGGGCAGGGGGUGUAAUUUGCUGUCCAAGCUAAGGUUUCCAUCGAGGACCUGUACUCACCCCCAGAUGCCAAGGGGCACAAAGCAGUGUUUGUGGCUCGGGUGCUGACAGGAAACUAUGGGCCAGGACAUCCACAGGUUCGGGUCCCACCCCUGAGGAAUACCGGACAGGGCAUCCAGCGUUGUGACAGUGCUGUUGACUUAAUAAGCCGACCUAGAAUUUUUGUCAUUUUCCACAAUACUCAGGCUUUGCCCAUCUUCCUCAUCACCUGUCAAUGGCAUACUCUAUAGUGACAACUGCAGUGAUCCCUCCCCUCCAUCAAUUCCCGCUAUUGACUGCUGAAAUGGCCCCAGGACCCACUUACUUCCUUUUUGCCUGAAUCAUCCAGAUCUGGUUUGUGCACAAGGGUCAGGUAGUGUUGGAUGAAAUAAGAUAGAGAGAAGGCUAUGGGAAGAAAGCCUGGUUCCUUGCACUGUCAUAAAAUAUUUCCUUCCUUCUUCUCUGCUGCUACCUUCUUUUCAUCCCAAAAUACUGUCUCUGACUUCCUCUUCUCCUUCCAUCUUACCUUCCCUGCUCCCCUCAAAUUUACGUCUAAUCUAGACAGUGAAAGGGGAGCUUAAGGGGUAUAUGAAGGCGAAAACUGUUGUGAUAUAGGAGCCUCCUGCCAGUGGCUGCGGGAGGUCUAACUCAGAUCCAUAGCAUGAAUCUCUUCAUGUGAGAGGAUGACGAUGAUACAAGGAGACUGAGAGGCAGUUGUGCUCUCUGAUCUCUUUCUCCUCUUCCCUCUGCCUCCAAUUUAUUUCAUUCCCAAUCCACAAGGAACAUUUUCAAAGGCUGCUUUGUAACUCCUUCAAGUUUAUGAUUCACAGCAGUGGAGGCUCUUGGACAAUUGACCUGCCCCUUCACCUAGGCAUGGUCCUUAACAGAAAACUGUCUGCCUAGAUCUGCCAAUAUUGGAACCAGAAAGCAGCAGGUAUGACAUAGAAAAAUGGAGAGAGCUGACCAGUAGUUCCUUGGAGACAGUGGCCAAAAGGCAAACCCACAAUAAAAAGCAUCACCUUGUCUGUCAAAAGGACAAAAAUAGGUGACGAGUGCUUUUAAUUUCACAAAUAUCCUGACAGAAACAUCAUGAUGUAUGAUAGUUAAUAAAGAUUUAUUAAAUAAUUACUGUGUA